Molecule: messenger RNA, 2645 nt
Organism: Mytilus trossulus (common blue mussel)
Lineage: Eukaryota; Metazoa; Mollusca; Bivalvia; Mytilida; Mytilidae
Product: insulin-like growth factor-binding protein complex acid labile subunit
Exons: 19
Coding region: 75-1955 (626 amino acids)
Molecular function (GO): protein binding
Source: RefSeq, a predicted model, not a curated record
UAGAGCGUCUAACAACUAUUGACUGGAACAGAAAAGAUAACUUUGAUUGCAAUUUAAGUUGUAUUCAGCAGACAAUGCACCAAAUAAUUCUUUUGGUUAUGUACAUGUUUUUGAAAAGCACAGUCUUUGGGUGUCCUUCUGUGUGUCUUUGUGCAGAUGGAAGAUCGAUCAAUUGCAUGGAUAGAAAUUUAACAACAGUACCGUCUGGAUUUCCACACACAUCAACUUAUCUUUAUCUGAACAAUAAUCAGUUAACAUCGUUAAAUGGGACAGAAUUCCAAGGCGUAAAAUCUCUUCAUUAUUUGAAACUUAACAAAAAUCAGUUGGCAAUGCUAGAUGAAAAUACUUUCCGCAACUUGACGGCGCUUCAAUACUUGGAUCUUGACAAUAAUCAGUUAACAUCAAUAAAUGGGACACUCUUCCAUGGACUAACUGCUCUUAAUACUUUACUUCUGAACGACAAUAAAUUAGCAAUGAUAGAUGAAAAUGCAUUUAAAGACUUGACGGGGCUUAAAAACUUGUCACUGACCAAUAAUCAGUUAACAUCAAUAAGUGGGACAGUCUUCCAAGGACUCAAGACUCUUUAUAAAUUGUACCUGCAUGAUAAUAGAAUUACGGAAGUAAAUACUCAUGCAUUCCAGGACUUGGCAGCUAUAAACGACUUGAAUCUUGCUUACAAUGGAAUUACAGUGCUGGAUGCAGAUGUAUUUCAGGACUUAACAACACUUAAAAACCUGGAAUUGCAAGCAAACAGAAUGACCAUGCUAGAUGCGAAUAUUUUCCGGGACCUAACGGCUCUUAAAUACUUGCGCCUGGAUGGCAAUCGUAUUACCAUGUUAAAUGCGACUGUAUUUCAAGGCUUGGUGGCUCUUAUCGGAGUGGCUCUGUUUGACAAUCCUUUAACCACGCUAGACGCAGAUCUAUUCAACGGUACGAAUCUUCAAGUUAUAUACCUACACAGAACUAAUUUAACGACGCUAAGUGCAAAUGUAUUUCGAGGCGUGGUGGAUCUAAAGUACGUGUCACUGCAGGAAAAUGAGCUUACCUACCUUGAUGCAAAUGUAUUCAUAGGGUUUUCUCUUCUAUACUUAGCUUUAUAUGAUAAUCCACUGAAUUGUUCCAGCUGUGAUUUAUUACAACUAAAGCUAUUUCUACAAAAUCUGACUUUAAUGUAUGGGAAUGCCAAUGCAACCUGUGAUGGGACAAACAAUUUGGUAGUUGACUUUAAUUUCACCGACUGUAUAGAUAUGACAACGGUAGCUGCCAAAGCUUCUACUCAGCAAGCAAGCACAAUUGGAAGCAGUAUAUCAAUACCACGAAGUAACGUCGUAACAACUGAACCAAUAAGUGACGCUGUAACAACAGUGAAAACAGCCAAUGCCUUUUUAACAACAGUAACAAAUGGUCCUGACGAACCAAUAAUACAAACAACUAUCGACGCCAUAACAACAAAAGAACCAACUACUCACGCCACAGCUCUAACCCCAAAUGUUGUAGAAACUACAAUUAGUACAGCUCAAGAUACUCAAUUGAAAUCAACGCCUUCAACUGUUACCCAGACAAUACCACGAAGUAGCGUCAUUACAACCGAACCAAUAAGUGACGCUGUAACAACAGUGAAAACAACCAAUGCCUUUUUAACAACAGUAACAAAUACUCCUGACGCACCAAUAAUACAAACAACUAUCGACGCCAUAACAACAAAGAAACUAACUACUGACGCCAUAGCUCCAACCCCAAAUAUUGUAGAAACUACAAUUAGUACAACUCAAGAUAAUCAAUUAACAUCAACGACGACACCUGUUACCCAGAAGGCCGACACUAUACAUGUAGCUAUUAUAACCGGGACAGUUACUGGUGCUGUUGUAGUGCUUUGUGUAAUCGCAUACUUUGUAAUACGAAAGGUUUGUAGUUGUGCAUCUAGCAGUAAAACAGUUGUACAUCCAUCAAUCUAGAAGAUAUAGAGGUAGUGCUGGCAACAAUAGAAUCAAUAUGCGCAAUAAUAGGAAGUCAACAGAAGAUUUUUAAAGAGUAUAUGUUGGUACUGUAUUAUAAUGAUGGCCUGCGUUUAUUUUUGCGUUACCUUAUUUCAAUUGUGAUUAUAUAAUAAUGUUAGUUUUACCCGUUUGCUUAGCUUUUUCACUUCUUUUUUAUUUAUAGAAACAAAAAUGCCUUUUAUAGUGUAUGUAAAAUAAAAUGUCCAUGUCGAUUUAACACGUAGUUGCAAUGUUAGAAUUUAAAUGUACAUUGAAAAAUAAAAAAUAAAAACUGUAUUCUUUAUUGUGGCACGAAAUGCUAUCCCCUUUAUGGACAAAGUAGACAUUCCUUAAAUUGUAUAAGCCGUAAUCAAAUCGAUGUCCAGGAAAUGAUGUAAUUGAAAAUUUUACUAUGGUGUUAGAAAUUGUUUUAAAAAAGUUAAUUUUAAAUACCGAUUAAAACUUUGUUUAACGCUACUGGGUCAGUUUGAUCCUAUGAUAAACCAUUAUUUCUUUCACUAUUUGCUUUUAAUCAAACAUUUGUUUUAGAUAUCAUGAUUCUUAUUUUUAUUAUAUUUCACAUAUUUGUGAUAUUUAACUUAUUUACCAUUUUUAUUAGAUCUAUUUAUCUUCAAUUAUUAAAGUGAUUUAUAAAUCUUGUAAUGUGAG